AUGACGACCGCCGUUCUUGGCGCGGGAGGUGGGAAAUAUCCAACGCAUAGGUGGAACAUGGGCCGCGUGAGGGCUCUUUUAGACGGAAGGGAUCAUGGGUGGAUUAGGAAGAGUAUGCUUGUCACUGCCUGGCAGAGUGCUGGGCCGGGGUUAGAUGAGGUCCACGCUCAGAAAGAGAAUGCGAUUGUAGCGGGUAUUGUUCAGCAGACAACCCGCAAGUCUGGGGUAGAAGAAAAUGAUUUGAUCUGA
Letharia columbiana is the source of this 249-nucleotide messenger RNA. RefSeq lists its product as uncharacterized. Lineage: Eukaryota; Fungi; Ascomycota; Lecanoromycetes; Lecanorales; Parmeliaceae. The transcript has 3 exons. Bases 1 to 249 code for a protein of 82 amino acids. The record is from RefSeq and is a predicted model, not a curated record.